AUGGAAGUGUUCAUGCCCUUCACCUCUUUCCUCAAUGCUGACAAGGUCUUUUGUGUGGCUGGUCAGGCCGCGAUUCCUGAGCCCAAAUUGGACAAUCUCAGCGCAGCUUUCAAGCAGGCACUCGAGCAAGUGGGUGCUGCCUCCUACCAUGUUGUAAUGCUUGGACUUGCGCACACAAGGAACAAACUGAACGCUGAGCGCAAAGCUUGAAUUGCUGUUGAGAUUGAGCUCGCUUCUAAAGAAGAGAUGAUCAAGGCAUUGGGGAAGAAGAGCUCACAUUUGUCAAAGGAGCUUGAGAAUGCCAAUGAUGAGCGUAACUGUUUCAUUGCCAUUGAGGCCAAGCUCGCUUCAAAGGAAGAGACAGUCAAGGCAUUAGAAGAGAAGAGUGCGCAUCUGGCAAAGAAGCUUGACCACGCCAAUUUGGAGCAAGAACAUUGGAUUGUGAUCAAGUGCAAGCUUGCUACCAAAGAGGAAACCAUCAAGACACUGGAUGAGAAGAGCGCAAAUUUGGCAAAAGAGGUCAAUAAUGCCAACUCCUUCCUUCAUGUCUCCAACAAGCACACUGCUGCAUUCACCUUGACAAUGUACGAGGCGGAUGCAGAACUUGCUGAGUACAAAGACAAGAUCAAGUUCAUGGAAAAGCAGCUUGAGCUUGUUUGUGGCAAUUUGGAGCAAGUGAAGGCAGAGCAGGAGGAGCAAGCCAAGGCCAAAAACACAAUCCCUGACCUCUGUGCAAGAAUUUUGACCAAUCUUCAGGAGGGCUUGCAAAGGCGGCGGAAAGAGGCCGCUGAAGCGUGCGGCCAGAAAGGCAUAGCAAGCAUUUUUGAAAAGCCAUAUACCUUUUGGCGUUCACGCAUGGUCACAACGCAGCACCUUUGCCUCUCUUGCCCCUCUUGCCUCCCUUGCCCUCCUCGUUCUCAUUGCCUUUUCCACUCUGUUCUUCUGCGUGUUCCUUUGCCUGCUCCAUUCUCUUUCUGUCCAACCCCACACGCCCUUUUUUGUAGGCCUGGGUCAAACAUCAUUACCCACCUUUGCCGGCCCCCUUUCCUGUCUUCUCUUCCACUGCACUUGGCCCUCCUUGGACCCCCAACACAGGAUGUCAUUGCAAUUGCACUCACUCACACGCAAUAUUUGUAUUGAGAACUCGCAGACAACGCCAAUCCUGAUUCAGGCCUAGAGGGCAGCGGUGCCUCGAUGCCUUGAUCGGCGGCUUUACAGCAGCCUCUUGAUGUGACAGUGCAGCAUUUUCCUUUGGCACAUGCUGGCAGCGGCAUUAAAACCAAGUCUAGUCUUCAGUCUUCCAUGAUCACAGAGGCUCUUGUGACUUCUGCCCAAAAGAGUAAGAGCAGCAGCAAAUGUGGUACAGCAUCGCGAGCUUUCUCACCAACAGAUUCAAAGCAGACAAUGAGAGUGCGCGCGCACACUUUGUCUUACAAAUCUUGAUCCAGCCAAAUGACAACACCACCAAUCUUACCUUCUGAGCACGUGGCAUCUUCUCAAACUGUCGCACGUCCUGAGGCUUGGGCGCUCCGAGAAUCCUCAAUCAUCCCUCUGGUCUGUGGUCACCUGUAGUCUUUGCUUUUGUACCUCUGUCUGCUUCAUAAUCUUUUCACGUUACAAAUCAUCUGACAUGAUACAUGCGCGGCUCAACAUUUGUCCACCGCCUCACUCUCAGCGCACACGCUGUCCAUUCCAAAUGAGCAACUUGGCUCUCAAACUUUUAUGACCAAUGGGUUGGCACAUGUUGAACAUGCCUGCUGUGGUAUCAACCUUGAUCCUGGAUCCACUUAUCGGAGAGUAGGCUCGCUGCACACUGAUCGCUUGUAUGCAUGCUCAACGGCCACCGUGCAGCAGCUAUUGUCACCUGCUUGUAAGGCUUGGGUACCUGCAAUGGCCUUCAGACCAACCUGGCCUUUGUUGUGCCAUUUGUCUGCCAGAUUUUAGGUCGCUUGCUUGCAUAUCUUCACCACCAAUUCCUUCCACUGGCUCACCAUCUUUCUCGUCGCUUAGAGACUCUCCCUCCUCUCACCAAUCUUGCACACAUACUUCCAGUUGAGCCUGCACCGAGCUAAGCAUCAGCUCUCAAACAGCAACCUCAGAAGAUUCCUGCUCGGGACAGUCAAAGCCCUCUCAUUCCCAUUUCAAGUCUCCUUGGUUGUUGGCGGCGUCCUGGGCCACGUUUGCUGGGCAACUUUACCAUCACCAGCACAACAAACCAUCUUGACUCAUCGUGUUACCCGUUCUCAUCGCACCCUCUCAGACCAACUUGAUAGACAGCACAUCCCUGGGCAACAGCCUCUUCGAUCAACAGCACAUCUUGGUGCGAGCAAUCUUGUAUUGGUUUCUGGCGCUCCUGACACCGCCGGCUACAAAGGAGGACAAGAUGAAUCACACCUUUGUGGUACGUCCGCAUACAUGAAGACUUGACUGUUGUUUGGUGAGGUCCAAUUGCUGAAUAUGCACGCCUCGAUUUGGGCUCAGAAGACCGUGCGAUGUGGCAACCUUGUAGUCAUUCAGCAUCAUGCCACAACCAUCAGCCAUGAAGAGGAGGUGGCAGAGCUGACACAAGAGCGCAACGAUGCAUACAAUGCAUACGCGCUAGCAGAUGAGGAGCGCAUUGAGCUGCAAACACAUGUCAAGGAUGCUCAGAAUUGUGCACACCAGGCCUUUCAACAGUUUGAGGUUGCGCAUGAAGGCUACCAGCGCCCUGAAGCAGCAAAAGGAGACUUGGAAAGGGGAAAGGAGGAGCUGCUUGGUCAAGUUGCCCAGCUUCAGUACCAGAAAGAAAUGCUGGCUCACAAGAACAAUCAAGUCAAGCAGAAGAAUGCUGACUUGAAAGAGAACAAGCAUACUGUGCUUGCUGCUGUGUUUGCUCUGACUGAGCGUACCAAGGAACUUGAGGCGCAGACCUUUGGCUCCAAUGCGCCUCUUCUUCAAGUUUUGUAG
This is a messenger RNA of Ceraceosorus bombacis, 2946 nucleotides long. The record is from the annotation of a GenBank genome assembly. Lineage: Eukaryota; Fungi; Basidiomycota; Exobasidiomycetes; Ceraceosorales; Ceraceosoraceae.